ACUGUCAGCAACCAGCCAUUCAUUGACACCUCAAAAUGAUAUGGAUUCCAGUAGCUCUGAAGAAUUCUAUCAAGCUGUUCACCAUGCUGAGCAAACCUUCAGAAAGAUGGAAAGUUACUUGAAGCAACAGCAACUCUGUGAUGUUAUCCUGAUUGUUGGGAAUCGAAAGAUACCUGCACAUAGACUGUCAGCAACCAGCCAUUCAUUGACACCUCAAAAUGAUAUGGAUUCCAGUAGCUCUGAAGAAUUCUAUCAAGCUGUUCACCAUGCUGAGCAAACCUUCAGAAAGAUGGAAAGUUACUUGAAGCAACAGCAACUCUGUGAUGUUAUCCUGAUUGUUGGGAAUCGAAAGAUACCUGCACAUAGGCUUGUUCUGAGUUCAGUCUCUGACUAUUUUGCGGCCAUGUUUACAAGUGAUGUUUGCGAAGCCAAGCAAGAGGAGAUCAAGAUGGAAGGCAUAGACCCCAAUGCCCUCUGGGACCUUGUCCAAUUUGCAUAUACAGGUUGCUUGGAAUUAAAGGAAGACACCAUUGAAAACCUUCUUGCUGCAGCAUGCCUUCUCCAGCUGCCUCAAGUAGUAGAAGUGUGCUGCCACUUCCUAAUGAAGCUUUUGCAUCCAUCUAACUGUUUAGGAAUCCGAGCAUUUGCAGAUGCUCAAGGAUGUAUUGAAUUAAUGAAGGUGGCCCACAGCUACACAAUG
Molecule: messenger RNA, 700 nt
Organism: Galeopterus variegatus (Sunda flying lemur)
Lineage: Eukaryota; Metazoa; Chordata; Mammalia; Dermoptera; Cynocephalidae
Product: kelch-like protein 1
Exons: 4
Biological process (GO): dendrite development
Cellular component (GO): neuronal cell body; dendrite; cytoplasm
Molecular function (GO): protein binding
Source: RefSeq, a predicted model, not a curated record